AUGGAAACUCUCUACACCGGACACAUUCACGGAUUUCCGCCGGCCGCCAACGUUUCCUACGGAACGCUGAGUACGACCUGGGGCUCCCAGGGAGGGUUGAUAGCCCUCGGCGUCGUGCUGGGGAGCUCCGUCAGCCUGGUGGGGCUGGCCUUUGCCUUCAUCACGUACAGCUUAUUUUCCGACCUGAAAUCGCUGGCCGGUACGGUUCUGCUGAGCCUUUUGGCGUCUCUCUUCAUGAGCCAGCUGCUGUUUGUGAUCGGCGUGGGAGGCGUUCAGGACACCGAGCUGUGCCUGUCGCUGUCGUUGGCUUUGCUGUUCAUGAAACUGGCCUCGAUGUGCUGGCUUUGCUGCUGCUGUCACCACGCCCUGGUACUGUUCCGAUCCAGCACUAAUCUCAAUCCGAACCCCGAGCCGAGCAUGGGUCGUGCCUUAGCACAUUACAGUUUGCUGUCCUGGGGCUUUCCGCUGCUCAUGCUGGGAGUAGCCGCCGCCUUCAAGUACAAGGAACGGGACGUAAAGGUAACCGGUGCCCAGGUGAUCGCCCAAAUCGUGCACGAUCUGAAUGGGGACAGCCAUUGCUGGCUGAUGGAAGGACCGGCCUACGUUUGGGGCUUUCUCGUGCCGGCCGUGGUGCUGCUGUUCGCCGGGUUCUACCUAGCCUGCCAGGGCGGGGGAGCAGUCAAGAUAGCGGCCGCACUGCAAGUGGACUCCCGUGCCAAGAACAAAUUGGUCAAAAAGCGAGGACUCCAGAUUGGACUUUUUUUCAAGAUCCUAAUCGUCCUGUCAACGGUGGUAUUCCUGGGAGCGAUUGCAUCGGUAUGGGACAUUGUGGAAUUCUGGUCCAUCUACAGCUUCGCACAAGGCAUACAGGGACUGGUGAUAGCGAUGCUGGUGUCCUGCAACUGUAAGGUGUUGAAACUGUACUCGGCUCCGCACAGUCAAAAGACGCGGCGCGGCACCUAUCGUAGCCUCAAGGACGGCGAAGGAGGCCGUUACGGUGUCCUCUCGGUAACGAAUCCGAACUACGAAGACUUACCGCCGCAGGCGCCACCCGGAGCAACGGCUUUCAACCCAUUCAUGGCGGAAGCGGAGGACAGUCCGUCACCGGCGCACAGCUACGUUAAGAUGGCCUACCGAGAGCGGAACUUUGUCGAUCGGAACGAUUGCGUCGUACCGUCGGCCCUGGAUUGUGCUUUCGCCGGUGAACUGUCCACGUCGCUGGCGAUCGACGAGAUCCCACGCAGCCCACUGCCGGCUUCGGUAUGA
This is a messenger RNA of Sabethes cyaneus, 1266 nucleotides long. RefSeq names its product cadherin EGF LAG seven-pass G-type receptor 1-like. The record is from RefSeq and is a predicted model, not a curated record. Gene Ontology annotation, biological process: G protein-coupled receptor signaling pathway; cell surface receptor signaling pathway. The transcript has 7 exons. Lineage: Eukaryota; Metazoa; Arthropoda; Insecta; Diptera; Culicidae. Gene Ontology annotation, cellular component: membrane. Bases 1 to 1266 code for a protein of 421 amino acids. Gene Ontology annotation, molecular function: G protein-coupled receptor activity.